Messenger RNA from Hylaeus anthracinus, 2298 nucleotides. RefSeq names its product vesicle-associated membrane protein-associated protein B (gene Vap33). Gene Ontology annotation, biological process: endoplasmic reticulum membrane organization. The transcript has 6 exons. Lineage: Eukaryota; Metazoa; Arthropoda; Insecta; Hymenoptera; Colletidae. Bases 255 to 1019 code for a protein of 254 amino acids. Gene Ontology annotation, molecular function: FFAT motif binding. Gene Ontology annotation, cellular component: plasma membrane; endoplasmic reticulum membrane. The record is from RefSeq and is a predicted model, not a curated record.
GUCUGUCCGUGACGUAACGGCUAUACUCCUGAUAAUUUCCGUCGUGACGCAUGCGUAUUUGAUUCAGAACAAAAAUCAGAAUUAGUCCAACGGAAUCCCGGAAAGUAGCGAGUGCGAGAGACACGGCGGUGCCGCUUUACAAAAUCACAACGAGCGUUAAUUAACCUGUCAAGACGUGGUCUCGUAGCGUUAUUCACGCACUCGAAAGGUGUUGCGGCUAAUCGUCCGUGGGAUUCGGUCGACUGCCAAGCAGAAUGGUGAAGCCAGAGCAAGUUUUAAUUAUCGAACCGGAAAGCGAACUACGGUUCAUGGGCCCGUUCACAGGAACGUCAGUCACAUCUUAUAUAUCAUUAACUAAUCCAACGAAUGACAAAGUUUACUUUAAAAUCAAAACAACUGCUCCAAAGAGGUACUGUGUACGUCCAAAUUGUGGACACAUCAAGCCAAAGAAAUCCACUCAAAUAGCUGUGUCACUUCAGCCAUUUGAUUUUGACCCAGCAGAAAAAAAUAAACAUAAAUUUAUGGUGCAAGCUGUAAUAGUUCCAGAUGACGAUGAUGAAGAUAGUGUUGGUGUGUGGAGUGACCUAAAUCCGGAGCAGGUAAUGGAAUCUAAAUUAAAAUGUGUAUUUGAAAAUCCUAUAACUUAUCCUAUGCCAGCUAAACCUACUGCACCUAAAUCAGAAGUAAACACAAAUAAUGGCAAAAAUAAAGGAGUUGGUGAUUCUGUAAAGUCAUCGCCAAAGGUUCUUGGAGAAGUGGAAGAGAAAUUAUUAAAAGCAGCACAAGAAGUCAAUCAGCUUAGGGUAGAAGAGAGCACUCUUAGGCAGGAAAACCUUCAAUUAAAGGAGGACUUAUUGAAAUUAAAAAACGCGGCAUUGGGUAAUGAUGCUACCUUAGCUGCAGCUAGAGGUUUGACCUCGCAAAACAUUAGCCAAUUAGUCCCAAACUCUACCAACGUCCUCGUUGCCGUCGCCAUUGCCAUGGUCAUAGUGGGAUACUUAUUGGGAAAAAUGUUCUGAGCAGCCAUUACUCUACCGCAUAACUUGGCACAUCCUCUCUUCCCCUGUGUUUCUUAGCCUGCUCCCCCUGCUAUUAGUCGCGUGCGGAAAGUUUUCUUCUGAAGAUAUACAUCUUUCCAAUUCAUAUCAACUCUAGUUUGACUCUAGUCUUCUGUAUGGUACAAACCAAUUAAAACUUCCGGGUGUAAGCUGUGUCCUGUGGAUAAGAUACCUUGAUGCUUUGUCAACAUUCUAGGCAGCUUCUUCAGGAGUAUAUUAGUGCUACAAGUAGCUGCAAUACUGCUGAAAUGUCAGGAGUAUUUUAUUUCAGGAAUACGGCUUAUACCCGGAAGUCUCGGUUAGUAUUAAUCCUGAGGAACCGGGCCGUGAAAGCCACAAAUAUCUUAUCUUUCCAAUUUCUUGAGGAGCAAUCUCCUCAUGCGCGAGUUGGACAGACAUAUAUCUUGAGAAGUAAACUUUCUACACCCGGCUUAUACCAUAUACCACUUACUGAUCGCAAAGGUCAAAAUCAGUCAUCGUAUUACGCGGUUGUUCAUGAUAAAUACUAUAAACGUGAACAGGUAGUGGUUUAAAAUAAUAGAAUAUUCGCUGCAAGAGUGUGCUUAUACUUUAGUAAAGCGACAGAACAUUAAAUCCUUUUUUAAGAAAUAAAUCACUCACGCUGCAGUAUGGGUGCAGAAAUUUACGAUGAAUCUUGUUAUCGUUAUUCAUUGCGUGACUUUACUCAUUUAAAUAACAAAUCGUGCAUUAUAAUGAAUCGUUAAUCAUUCAGUUUACAUUUUUCUGUUUUCCUAUUUCUUAUAAAAGGAUUUUCGCUUUACAAACUUGCUUGCGGCUGUGUCUUUGAAACCAUGUUGCCACUAAGUAAAUUAUGUACGGAAUUACGAAAUUAAUUAAAAUAUAACUCUUACGAAUCUUUUCAUAAAAAAAGAACAAAAAACAAAGAUGAAUUUUUGAUUUGACAUUCUAAAACGUAAUUAACAAUCACAACAAUAUAAGAUUGUACAUAAUGUAUCCAAUUUAAGAUAAUGUAUUAAUAUCUAACGUAUAGUUAAGAGGGGGAGGGGGGGGGGUCUGGCUGAUUAGUAGUGGUUCGUGACUCAGAAAUUGGAUACGCUGGCUCUAUCCAUCAGCAAUGAUUUAUGAUAUAUGAUUAUGAUAUAAGGAACAUGAUAUAAGGAAUUUAAUGCAUUAAAUUUUUUGACGCUUCAGUGUAAUUUUUAUUUCUUUAUGUUUGUCUUAUAAAAAUUUAAAAUAAAGAUAUCUCAGAUGUCACACA